AUGAUAAAUUACCAACUUGGUGAAUGGAUUAUGCAACUGUUAUGUUUGAUUCCAAUUCAAAUUGCUGUAUCAAAGAAUCAUAAAUUCCAACCGUUAUGUGAUGGAAAAUUAAAAGCAGAAAGUGAACAGUCUGAUGGAUGUCAUAUUAUGAACGAUAUAACUCGUAAUAUAUCUUUUGAAUGGUAUGAAGGAAUCCUUAAUCAUUUUGGGGAUCGCAAUAUUAAAGUUGUUUCAAGUAUGGGUGAACAUUCUUGCGGAAAGCAUGGAAAUAUGUCACAAAUUGCACAAAUUGAGUCAAUUGGAGAAGAUAAUGAAUCAGAAUACGCAGGGUAUGAUAUACAUAAACAAUGCUGUAAAGAUAUAGGUAAACACCAUCAUAUCGAUUACAGUCAAAAUGAAGAAAAUUCUGAUCAAGGAAAUGAUGGCUUGUUAAUG
Funneliformis geosporum is the source of this 435-nucleotide messenger RNA. Lineage: Eukaryota; Fungi; Glomeromycota; Glomeromycetes; Glomerales; Glomeraceae. The record is from the annotation of a GenBank genome assembly.